Triticum dicoccoides is the source of this 1804-nucleotide messenger RNA. RefSeq lists its product as uncharacterized. Bases 95 to 1435 code for a protein of 446 amino acids. The transcript has 8 exons. The record is from RefSeq and is a predicted model, not a curated record. NCBI's taxonomy places the organism in Eukaryota, Viridiplantae, Streptophyta, Magnoliopsida, Poales, Poaceae.
AAAAACUGCUGUUCUGCUGCUGACCAGCCUGCUUUGUAGUAGGAGUAUUUCGCUUCAGGUCCGUCUGAGGAGGGGGAGUCUUUCACCGGCGCAAAUGCCGCAAGAACAGGAUGUCUCGUCCUCCUUCAAGGACCUGCCCAACACCCGGACACUGGACGGACCGUCCCCUCGGCGCUACCCUGUGUUGCGCUUUGACGUGCCCACCAUCGACGGGCGAGAGAUUGUCUCCGUCGAUUCGAGCGGGAUUGCCCGUUUCUGUGUGGAGGAAGGCCCGCUGAUCUUUGUGGACCAAGUGGAUGGCAAGUACUACAUCGCGAGGGACCGUCGUCUUCCUGGCGAACCGUUUGAAAGCGUCUUUCAACUCAUCCAGUCAGCCGGUCUCCAGUUGCUCGCAGCUUUCUCCCAUCUCCCUCCGUAUGAGGAGCAGCAGCACGUGAGGGGCAAUGCAUCUUCCCAAAUGCCUGCUCUGGAACUCGAAGCCUCCUGUGAUCUGCCGUGUGAGGAGUCGUCUGUGGCUGAGACUGGAUCAGCACAUUCAGCACAGAUGCUGCAACCCAUCACAGCGACUUCUUCAGCCUCUGUUCAGGCCGACGCAGCAGUAACUCAGGAGGACACCGUUCAUGUCUCGCCACCACUUCUGCGUUUUCUUUCAUCGUCACCCAUUUGGGGCUUGCGCCGGGGGGAUUGGGGAUACGCAUUCUUCUACAUCAGGAUUGAUCUGAAGGGAUCUUUCCACACGUAUCCUCCAGUGGGUGGGCCAUUUCAGAGCUUAGAGCAGGCUUGCAGCGCUAUCGACCGCCAUCUUGAAGAACAACGACAUCCAACAAUGUUCAUGGAUCAACCUGGGAUGUCUCAAGUGGAUAAAGUCAUACGCCAAUGUCUCUACUGGCCUGAUGGCACAAGGAAGAAGUUGAUUGACGAAAGGCGUGACUGGAUGCGCCAGUUAGUUCAAGCUUUGCUGGACAAGUAUAACGAUUAUAACCAUCUUCUUGGGGAUCCCACAUACAAACUCAAAGAUGUAGUGUGUUUCGAGUCUGUUCAUGCGCCCAAUGACCAUACUAGGCUGUACCAUCAUAUUAAUUUCACUGCAAAGACUAAAGGAGCCGAUGAUGAUUCUAAUUGUGGCAUCGAGGAUUUAUUCUUCGCUGAACUCAUGUGGGAGCGAGGUGAACGUAUAGAAUUGGUGGUCAGCUGUUUCUGCGUGCUUAAACCAACAGACAACGGUCGCUGCGAUGCUUGUGAUGCGAAGCACCCCAAUGAUGCUGCAUACACUCAUCAAAUAAGCCCAUUGGGUGAAUAUGCUAAGCUUGGUAACAUUGUGUAUGUGGGCUAUGACGAAGACUUGAAGGAGGAGGAAGAAAGGGUAAGACGUCACUACGAGGGCCGUGAUGAUCCAGAGGGAAUGAAUCGAAAAUUGACAACCAUUCAGACCUAAAUAUCUGGGUGUGGCAGCUAUGUGGAAGAAACUAACAAUGGCGCUCGCGUGGAAGAAAUCUCUGAACUUUUUUAGUUAUUACUUCUACGUUAAGUUUGUCUACUUGUAAACUCAAAAGUAAUACUACGUUCUUUCGCUAGACCAAAAAGAAAAGGGCAUGUGGUUUGAGAUGGACUUACAUAAGCAAAGGGGAUCCGUAGCUGCCAUCUUGCAAAAAUCCAUUUAUCAAAAGUGGCCAUACAUAACCUGAUCGGCUUUCGGAUUUUUAACGAAUGGCUUCUUAUGUGUAUGGAUUUUAUAAUUAUGCCCAAUUCAAACACUUUUGGAUUUUGUUAUUUCUCAUAUACCUGAAAAAGUUCACUAGCGUCA